Budorcas taxicolor (takin) is the source of this 535-nucleotide messenger RNA. It is a transcript of the gene ARL14EPL, whose product is annotated as ADP ribosylation factor like GTPase 14 effector protein like. The transcript is spliced from 4 exons. Lineage: Eukaryota; Metazoa; Chordata; Mammalia; Artiodactyla; Bovidae. Bases 80 to 535 code for a protein of 151 amino acids. The record is from RefSeq and is a predicted model, not a curated record.
AUGGGGUUGCAAAGAGUCGGACACGACUGAGCGACUGAAUUGAACUAAACAUUUCAUGAAGGACUUAAAGUGAUCAGAAAUGAGUGAACAAUCAGGAAAAACCAAUUCCACGCAAGAGAGACCUGCAGGUCAAAGUUCUGAGAAAAACUGUCAGAUUGGACAGAAGCAACUGCAACAGAUAGAGCGGCAGUUAAAAUGCUUGGCAUUUCAAAAUCCUGGACCACAGGUGGCUGACUUUAAUCCUGAAACAAGGCAGCAAAAAAAGAAAGCACGAAUGUCAAAGAUGAAUGAGUAUUUUUCUGUAAACUCCAAAGUCAUGAGGAAGUACGACAAACGCGGCAGGCUCAUCUGCAACGACGCGGACCUGUGUGACUGCUUGGAGAAGAACUGCCUGGGCUGCUUCUACCCGUGCCCCAAGUGCAACUCCAACAAGUGCGGGCCCGAGUGCCGCUGCAACCGCCGCUGGGUCUACGACGCCAUCGUCACCGAGACCGGGGAGGUCAUCAGCGCGCAGCCGUUUGACAUCCCCGACUAG